Molecule: messenger RNA, 1987 nt
Organism: Saprolegnia parasitica CBS 223.65
Lineage: Eukaryota; Oomycota; Saprolegniomycetes; Saprolegniales; Saprolegniaceae
Exons: 1
Coding region: 126-1883 (585 amino acids)
Source: RefSeq, a predicted model, not a curated record
GCUUUUCGAGGCUCAAGGCAUAGGUUCGGCUCGCCUUCUGUUCUUCUCUUCUUCGACGUCGCGCUCGCAUCCCGCCGUCGUCUUCUUCCAUUUUCUUAUUGGGAAGAUCCACCACAAGCUACAGCAUGCAGAACCAAGCCGCCGCCUCGCCUGCUCGCUUCGCCCGCCGCCUCCGCGUCGUCACGGAGCCGCGCCGCAGCAACUCGAACAAGAUGCUCCGGACGCGCACCUUGUCCGAGAUGGUCUUUCUCUCGCCGCGCAACAGCCCGCGCAUCACGCCCCGCAACUCGCGCUUCGACAUGGACAUUGAGGUGAGCUCGACGUUCGCCGAAGGCGACGGCCCCGUGGACCUUCUCCCGAUCGGCGCGCCGCACAUGGCGUACGAGCCGUCGACGUCCAGCGACAGCUCCUUUGUCGUUGUCGAGGACGGCGAGUCGCCGGACGAGCUCUUCGACGCCUCCAACAACGAGCACGCGGCGAUCCUUGAAGACAUGGACAUGGACCAUGACUUUAGCGACCGCAUGUCGGUCGACGACGAGGACGCGAACGAGUCGGUCGCCCACGCCGAACAGGACAACCAGGCCGACAAUGACAGCGGCGACGAGAUCCGCGCCGGCGGCCCCACGAGCGUGUCGGAGGUCGUCGACAUUCUCUUUGAGAUCCACACGGCGCUGAAGUCGCGCCACCUCGGCCAGCGCACAGCGGCAUCGGCGCUCGCUGCGUCCAACCUCGUGUCGUCGGUGGCCUUUCCCGCCGACCCGGCCAUGCCGCGUGACGCGCAAGCUGAACUUCUCGAGAACCACAAGAAGAUGCUCGAGUGCGCGAUCUGCCAGGAGGUCUUCACCUCGGCGACCGAGGCCAAGUGCUGCGGUCAGAUCUUUUGCAAGCUGUGCAUCGAGCGCUGGGUGAGCGACCGCAACUCGUGCCCCAUGUGCCGUGACGAGCUCAGCUUUGACCAGCUCUCGCCGUCGCGCUUUGCCCAGCGCAUGGCCAACGACGUCAUUGUCACGUGCGCCUAUUGCUCCGAGACGAUGAAGAAGGCUGCCCUCGAGGAUCACAUGGACGUGUGCACGGAAGCGCCGAUGGAGCCGCCGCCGCCGGCCGACGUCGCUCUGCGCCACCAGCUCAUCACAGCCGCGCGCCUCUCUGUGCAAAUGAUGACACGCUUCCUCAUGACGCCGUCGCCGACCCAGGCGCUUGUGAUGCAGUGCUACAUUCGCACCCGCGGCUCGGGCAACUACGAGUUGUACACGCAAGACACGGACGUCCUUCUCUGCACGGCGGUGCGUCGGCGCCAGCUCGACAUGAGCGUGACCUUCUCCAUCUACGCGGCCAACGCGGCCCCGGCCGAGGCCAACGCGAUUGCGCGCCUCGAGCGCAACUUUGUCGGGUCGCAGUACACGGUGCUGAACACCACCGAAGAGAUCCCGUCCGAGCUCGGCGCGGUGCAGUACGCUGCGACCUUUGGCAAGACGCCCCGCCAGAUGCGCGUGGCUCUCCCGCUCGUCCACGAAGCCAGCAACAACGACGACGUCGCGUCCUAUGAGGUCGAGCGGUACGUUCCGACGGGCCGUGACGACUCGAUGCUGUCUCAGAUUGAACGCCCGGACGCGUCCCGCGCCAUCAGCCUCAUCAACAAGCCGCCGGUGUGGAUCGAGUCGCUCGAGGCGUACUGCCUCGACUUUGGUGGGCGCGUCGCCGCCGCGUCGGUCAAGAACUUUCUGCUCUCGCACCCGGACGACAUGGACAAAACGAUGAUGCUCUUUGGCCGCACGUCGGACCGUCAAGUGUACUCGAUGGACUACCGGCACCCGUUUUCGCCGGUCCAGGCGUUUGCGAUCGCGCUGAGCUCCAUGGACUCGCACCUUGUCACGUUCGAUUAAAUGCCGACCGAGUCGCUGCUAUAUAUUCGGGCUUUCGUUUUGGCUGCUUAGUAGAAGGCGCGUGCUAUUUUAUUUGUGUACAAUAUAUUGCAUUUCAGAUCUUA